AUGGAGCGGGACGAGAAAGGAGAAGAUCGAGUAAAAGCUGUCUGUUUUGCAGCCGGAACGGCUGCACUCAUGGCAUGCAUUGAGCGUGCGGUCGUUGUGUCUGUGUUCAUGCAUUGGCGAGUCUGGGCGUUCCUUGCACUGAACCUCUUGCUCUUAGCUAUUCUCUUCACUUCUAAAUCCCAAACCCCAUCAGACGACAUUAUUCAAGAAGAUGGUGCUAAUUCAGAGAUCAAGAAGAAGAAGAGCAUUAGGAAAGAUUGUGCCCGGGCAUCGGUUUCGACCAACGGUAGUGGUGAGAUGUUGAAGUCGGACCAAAGGGGAGAAGCCGUGGUGUGCGAGAAAGAGAUUAAUGUAGAAGAUGAUGGGAAGAAAGAAGAUAAUGAGCAGCUUUCAAAGGAGGAAUUAAACCAGAGAGUGGAAGCCUUCAUUGCUAUGUUUAGGCAGCAUUUGGUUUCUGAUGCUAAGAGUUGUGGGCUAAACUAUCAAGACAAGCCUAAUUCUUCCAAGUCGAAGAUCUCUGCUUUUGGAGUUAAUUUUGGUAUGUUUGAGACUAACAUUUGA
This is a messenger RNA of Sesamum indicum (sesame), 561 nucleotides long. NCBI's taxonomy places the organism in Eukaryota, Viridiplantae, Streptophyta, Magnoliopsida, Lamiales, Pedaliaceae. The record is from RefSeq and is a predicted model, not a curated record.